Molecule: messenger RNA, 408 nt
Organism: Aspergillus pseudoviridinutans
Lineage: Eukaryota; Fungi; Ascomycota; Eurotiomycetes; Eurotiales; Aspergillaceae
Exons: 2
Coding region: 1-408 (135 amino acids)
Source: RefSeq, a predicted model, not a curated record
AUGUGCAUCGACACACCGUCGAGCACGGCACUCACCCAGCCGGCGACAAUUGCAAUCCAUAUCCGUAUAACACAAGUAUCGACGGGCAAGAUUGCCUCGCAAACCGUCGAGGCUUCGAGACAGAGUUCACCACCGACGACAGCGACACGGAAUCUUCGACAUUUAGCUCCCAUAUGCACCGAGGCCUUGGAGCUUGUUGCCAUGCUGCUUCAACGGGUAGACAUGGCUGCCAGCACAUCCAAGCUCAUCACCACCACCACUAUCACCAACAAACCUCCAGCACAAGCCAUUGCAACUGCACAGCUCAAUCACCCUGCGUUGAGGGCUAUCCGCCCCGUCAUUCCUGUAACAGUCACGGCCACGUCCAGCAGCACAGGCACCAUCAUCACCACCAUCACCAGCAAUUAA